Molecule: messenger RNA, 1195 nt
Organism: Tinamus guttatus (white-throated tinamou)
Lineage: Eukaryota; Metazoa; Chordata; Aves; Tinamiformes; Tinamidae
Gene: PPP1R3D
Product: protein phosphatase 1 regulatory subunit 3D
Biological process (GO): regulation of glycogen biosynthetic process
Cellular component (GO): protein phosphatase type 1 complex
Molecular function (GO): glycogen binding; protein phosphatase 1 binding
Source: RefSeq, a predicted model, not a curated record
AUGCGGAGCUGUCAGCGCCCGGGGUGCUGGGCUCAGUCUGGCUGUCCAUCAACGUGGCCUCCGGCCGCGCCGCCGCUGUCAGGCAGCCCCGGCCUGCAGCACCGGUACCUGCAGCCUCCUCAAAGGGUAUGCAAGCCCGGCCCUGAUGAGAUGCUUGGGGAAGAUACUGGAAAUGAAGGAAUAAUAACAUUUGAAGGCGCAGCAGCACGGGAAGAGCCACUGCGCGUUUCAUGGGUGCUCCUCAUCCUGUUUUUCUUGCGCGCACAUUGGCCAGAGCCCAGUUUCGCAGCCGAUCGGCUGGUGGGUGUCUCUGCUCUUAAUUUAACGCGAGCAGCUGAUCGGCCCCCUCCGUUCUGGGUUGUCCUGUUCGUGUCAGGAAACGCGCUCCUGGGGCAGCCCUACAUCACCGCCAACAGCUGCGACCCGGCCCUGCGGCCCAUCAUACGCCGCCGGGCCAGGUCUUUGCCCACGUCACCCGAGAGAAGGAAGCAAGCGGGAGUGCAGCGCCGAGUCGCGGCAUGCGAGGGUCGCGCGAACCGGGUGAGGUUUGCUGAUGCUUUGGGCUUGGAGCUGACCGAAGUGAAAGUCUUCCAGACUGGAGAGGAUCCGUCAAUCCCCUUGCACGUCCUCUCCCGGCUCUCCAUAAACUCAGACCUCUGGGGCAGCUGCUUGGACCUGGAGUUCACCAUGCAGUACUUGGUGCCUGACUUCCAGCAGCCUGCAGACUGCAUGGACUUCUCUGCCCGGCUUCGGGAGCAGCAGGUGUGUCUUGAACGAGUGACCACUUCAGAUUUUGGGCUCAGUGGCACCAUUCAAGUUUGUAAUAUUGCUUUUGAGAAGCAGGUAUCUGUGCGAUACACCUUCAAUCAGUGGAAAAGCCUCCAUGAAGUGCGUGCUCACUGGCAUAAUAGCAUCCCUGAGAAAAAUGGGCAGGCUCAGGUGGAUGUUUUCACUUUUUUUCUCCCUGUACCUUCUUUCCUUCUUCAGCUGUGCUCUGUAGUCCAAUUUGCAGCAAGAUACCAAGUCAACGGGCAGGAGUAUUGGGAUAACAACGGAGGCAAAAACUACAGUUUUACCUGCCGGAAUUAUCCCCUUAAAAUGCCUAGAGAAUGUGAGGAGAGCUGGAUCCACUUCAUCUAAGCAAAAGAAAUGGGAUGCAGAGCAGCUUUUGAAUAGCCUGUUUUCAUCCCUCGCG